This is a messenger RNA of Symsagittifera roscoffensis, 3770 nucleotides long. RefSeq lists its product as uncharacterized. The record is from RefSeq and is a predicted model, not a curated record. The transcript is spliced from 11 exons. NCBI's taxonomy places the organism in Eukaryota, Metazoa, Xenacoelomorpha, Acoela, Convolutidae. The coding region runs from base 243 to 3770 and encodes 1175 amino acids.
GAAUAACUUUCGGACGUUUUUCAAUUAUUGUUUUCGAGUGAUCAAACAUACUUUCUAGACUUCACUGUAUUCAAAAUAAUCACUGUAUUCUACACCUCACUAUAUGCGAGCUUUCAUUUAUUACUAUUUUCAACAAUAAUCAAGCAAGAGCUUAACUCAUUAUAUCAAAAGCUUAACUUCAUUCGAUUAACUUCCUCAUCUAAAGAUCAAAAGAUUAACUUCAUAACUACAUACCUUCACGGAUGCCCAAAACUUUCUCAUUUCUUGCAGUCUCCGUGGGCACUAACAAAACAGGGCUAUGUCAAGGUUGCCUGGAGUGUUCCAUAUUGCGUACACACGAACAGACUUCCUGGCCUUCUGAGGAGGCGCCACAUGAUGGUUGUGUGGGCAGUGCCAUUAUUAUGACCAAACCACCCAAGUCCAUGAAGCAGUAUGAUGAGGUUGUGACGACAUCUAUUUUGGACAAAGUGGUCCCAAAACUGUGGGAUAAGUUCACACUCUUCAGCAAGAAUAUUCUCUCUGGAUUUGAUGGACAUCGAUUGGUGUUUGUGGAGGCCAUUCCCUCCUGCUACCAAGUGGUGCGCUUCCAGGCCCAGCUGGACAUGAAGAGAGAUGUGCACUACACCAUUGGAGUUUCAGAGUCAGAUUUUGCUCCGUUGAAACGAAAGUUUUUGUCCAAAGAAGGGUUCAAACCUAGUGGCUUCAAGGUCACCUCAAAGGGCUCUUUAAGGACAAAACUGUUUAACAUGGAGUUCAAAACCGACGAAUCUUUCAUGGACAUUAACUUUCUUCUCAAUGGCGUUAAGCUUGUAGACUUCUCGCCCGAAACAAAAGCAAACGAUGUGACCAUUUUCAACAGAGAACUGAACGAAAUGCUUUUCGAGGAGGUCCAGGACGUUGAGAGGAUGCCAGGAGAAAAGUCAUUUCAGGAAGUUUGGAAUAGUCGUGGUUUUGCAGAAAGAAUUCUGAGGCCAGAACCCAAAAAGGAAGAAAGGGAGACAUCUAAUGAAAUUUUUGAGAAGCUACUUGAUGUGCAGCAGAAUACGUUCAGUUUGCUGCAAACGUCUCUUGAGAAACAAGGCUGCCAUGUACUUCUUGCGGAACAAGUGGAUCCGAGAGAGAGUGUGCCUGAAUUGCUUUCCAACUACUUCUUCGCACCCAACUGGGCGGCACAGGCGGGCAUUCAAAAGAAGAGCCAGCUGAAAAUCCCCAUUCCCAAAGGCAUCCUGAUGAAAGAGGGUGGGUCAGUGGUACCUUCUAAGGUCAAAACAACCAGACUCAACAUACAUCAACAGAUGGCUGCAUUCAUUGACAGCGAGGAUGCAAUUGAGAACGUCAAUGUUAAUGUCGACUCCAGAAACUGCGUGUUAGAAGUAAGUGUGAUCGAGCAAUCUAAAGCGAUCUCUCGCAAAAUCAGCCAAUUUGUGAAGAAACACGAUGGGUUGAUAGAUCAAACAAAGAUAUCGAAACUGAAUGGCAAAUUGGCUCCUUGCUUCAAGUUGACGCCCGAUGAUCUGGAUCCGAAAAGAGACCUGAUGUAUCCGUGUGACAGGUACGAGAGGCAGACGGUAGGACGAAUAGAACACAUAGAGCCUAACCACGACUGGAUUCGCAUUGGGCUGAACUUGUUUGACCUCUACGAGAAUGACGGGUGGGAGGAGGAGUGGGCGUAUGGAUUCCAUGGCAGUGGUGAAUUCGGAAACCAGUCCAUAGCAACUGAGCGACAGGUGAAAGUUGUGGAUCCAUCCAGCGGAGGGAGACAGAAACACAGCGACGACAAAGAUGUGAACGAGGUCAGUGGCCGCUACGGCAAAGUUUGUGGAAAUGGUGCGUAUUUCACAGAAGAUCCACAACAGGCUGCCGACUACAGUGCAUUUAAAAAUGGAAAGAUGGAAGGCUACACCUGCAUGUUCGAGGUGCGGCUGAAACCAGUGAAAACUCGCAUACCAGAGAAGGAACUGGCUUACAGAAUUGUUAACGAACCCCAGUACGCCAGGCCCACCGGAAUCUGCGUUUUUGUCGGCAACAGCAAAUUGAAACAAUUCGGGGCGGUGAACAAAAGACUUCUCAAAGCAGAUUACUUGAAGUCAACAAAACCGGGCGUGGAUCCCGAAAGAUUUUUCUUGGCUUGUUCGGUUAGACAGAGUCUGUCUAAUGGCUUUCGACACGAUGUCCUACGCUCUUAUGAACAGUGCAAGAUUGAAGCUGCUGACGUCGCAAACAAAACCAUCCUUGUUCUGGGACCUUCGAAGAGUGGGAGGACUACAUUCAUAAAUGCAAUGAUGAACUCGCUUCUGGAAAUUGAUUUUGAGGACUGCUUCCGUUAUGAAAUAGAGGGUGAGAACGUUCAUAAAUCGCCAUAUCCAGGAGCGAAGCGUUCUCUCAGCGGAGGUGUCAGCUCUUUCAUAGGCUACAGUUUCUCAAACAAGCAUGGCUUUUAUACCAUCGUAGACACCCCUGGAAUUGACGCUGUAGUGGAAGAUGGAUCAUCCCUGGAUGCUGCGAAACUGAUGCAUGUCCUGAGCUCAUCUGAACUGAAAUGUCCGUUUUAUUCCGACACAUUUAAACCCGACGGUCAAGUUGUCUUUGACUUGAAAAAAAUACACGCUGUGUGCUUUGUCGAUUCUUCUCCUGACGCUGGGCUGCCGACUUUCACUCAGUUCUUGAUGUCCCGAUUCCUAAAUUUGUUCGAAAAUGCAGCAGGUGGAAAUGUUUUCCUUGUGAAAACUUUCGGAAAUGACAGAAAUAGGGAUGGUGGUUUCGAGGGCGGUACUGAAGACUUGUCUUUCCAGCAAGUUUUCACUGUAGAUAAUGGAGUUCUCUUUGCCCUGAAGAACACUUUUGAUGCAAAGUCUAGUUUUACUUGGAAUGAUAGCAUGAGCGCUUGUCGAAGUAUCUUGGACUUCGUAACCCAGUCGCAAAGCCCAGCAAUUCUCAAAAGCGGGAGGGCAAGCACUAAAGCCAAAGCAAUAGAUGUCGAACAGGCCGUCAUUGGAUUGCAAGAAAUGACCGACAAGCUGCUAUAUCAAAGUGCUAACUUGGACCGCGAGAGAGCUAAGCUUAAUAACAUGAAGCAGGAGCUAAAUGCAAUGAAGCAAACAGAUGUAUACUCAGUUGUGACUCAAGAGAAAAUCAAGGUUCCAAAUCCUACGGGUAGAAAUGUGACAGUAUGCUUUGUCUGCAGUUAUACUUGUCACGAUGACUGCGUUUUUGCAAAUAACGAAGAUAAGGGAUACUGUCUUGCUAUGAAUAGCUUUGAACCGAAUAUCGAAAAGCGUCAUUGCACAGUUUGCAGAUACAGAUGUCAUUGGCGACAACAUGCAAACACUCCGUACUACUUCGAAGCACAAGAGAACAGCCAGUCGUUCGCGUUGGGAACCCGUCUGGAGGAGUUUAGAAUCAAAUCGGACGAUGUUGAAAAAGGAGAGAAGUUAGUGCAGGCAUUGCAGCUGAGUUUGAUGAAGUUGCUGCUGGACAUGAUGUCAAAAAUGGAUGAGAUUGAUAAAUUCAAGACUGAAGUGAGUCAUCUGGACACCACUGGACACUCGAGACAGAGGAUGUUGAAGGAAAGACUCGUCUUAGAAUUGCAAUCUCUAAACCCCAAAAGAAGGGAAAACUAUGUGGACAUUUUGAUCAACAAGGAAAAGAAAGAGAAGUUUGCGGGCUACUCUGACAGAGUGAGUCAGCUGAAGAAGGUAAAGAAGGGAAGAGAGUUUGUUCAGGCCAUGGCCACACCACCAGCCCCCGGCAGUGAACUCAUCAUACAGUGA